This is a messenger RNA of Odontomachus brunneus, 4329 nucleotides long. RefSeq names its product tonsoku-like protein. Gene Ontology annotation, molecular function: protein binding. The transcript has 2 exons. Lineage: Eukaryota; Metazoa; Arthropoda; Insecta; Hymenoptera; Formicidae. The coding region runs from base 407 to 4192 and encodes 1261 amino acids. The record is from RefSeq and is a predicted model, not a curated record.
AUCAACAACAAGUCAAACGAGGCUUAUGUUUUUAAGUACUAUGAUUUAGUAGCACAUCAUUCGACACUUGCUUUUUAUCACUUUUUAUGCUCUUUAUUAUCGAGAAAAAUACUUAGUAGCAAGUUGAAAAAUCUUUUAUUUUCAACUAGUACAACUUAACAACGAUCAGAAGACCCGUUGACGUUUUACGUUUAGACAGCGUUUGUCAAAGACAUAUCAAUUGACUUUUUUAUUUUAAGAUAGCGUAAGAGGCGGGAAAGUGGAAAAUCUUUAUCCUUAAAUGUUUUGAAUUGUGCAAUUUAACGAUGGAUAAUAGCACGUGAGAGAAGGCAAAUUGUGCGGGAAAAGGUGAUGAGAAUAAUUGAUAAAUAUAUGUCAUCCUGUGAAUACAUCAAACAUUGUCAAUAUGAGCAUCGACAAACUCAUCAAGAGGAAACAACAUGCUAAACGGGAUAACAAUCUUCGACAGUUGGCUGAAAUCACGAAAACUCUUGGGGACAUUUAUUUUGAGAACGAACAGCCGAAGAAGGCCCUACAAGAAUAUACAGAGCAAUUAGGUAUCUGUAAAGAUCUUGGGGACAAGUUAAGCUGUGCAGUAGCAAACAGAAUGAUAGGGGAGGUUCACGUGAGUCUAGGAGACUAUGAGCAAGCUCUGGUACAUCAGAAUUUGCAUCUGGAAGGUGCCAGAGACAUGAAGAAUCUAAUAGAGGAGCAACGUGCACAUGCUACCUUGGGAAGAACUUAUUUCUGCUUGGCUGAAAGCCUACUAAAUCAAUCACAGAGACGAGACGAGGCUCUGGGGAACGCAAAGACUGCUUAUGUAAAAAGCAUGGAGUUGUGCGAUCAGUUAACGAGCACAGACAUUAAAUUAGAAGAGAGAACACUGAUGAGGGCGAGGUUGCUACUAAACUUAGGACUAACAUUAGAAGCACAGAGGGAGACGCAACAGGCGAUCGAUUUGAUCGAGCAGGCCACUGCGCUGUGCGUGUCCAACAAUUUCCAAGAAGACCUGCAUCGAACAUGCAUCUCCCUGGCAGCCAUAUACGAGCGGCAAGGCGACUUCGAACUGGCGUUGAACUACAUCGAGACCGCAACUAUGGUAAACGACACGUGCCUGAAGGCCAAGGCAAAGCUAUCCAAAGCCGAGUUAUUCAUGCAGUCCGGUCAGUGGAUCAAAACGCGCAAAGUACUAAUUGCCUUGUAUACGAGCAGUGGACUGCCGAAGGAUAUCAAUUGUCAGGUGGAGAAGUACUUGAGGAUCAUCGUGACCCUGUGCCGAGCCGAGAAUAGCCUUCUCGUCGAGAAUGACGCGCGAGCCAAGCAGAAGCUGUACGAGACGAUGGGCGACGCAGCGGUGGCCGCGCAAUGCUUCGACAAAGGCGUAGAGUAUUACCGGCACAUGCUGACCUGCGCGGAGGAGACGGGCGAACAGGUGACCGUCGCUCUGACGAGUCUGGCGCAAACUCUCAAGGACGCCGGCCGAUGCGAGGAGGCGGUGCCUCUCGCGCGACGGGAGCUCGAACUUUACGCCAACAACCCGCGAGAGAGAUGUCAGUCGGCACUUUUCUUGGCGGACUUACUGACGACAACCAACGCCACCGACACGGAGAUCCGGGAACAUUAUACCGCGGCGUUGCGCUCGGCGAACGAGAGCGAGGACGCGAAGCUGCGUCGAUCUACCGCCAAGGAGUUUGUCGCUUACCUGGAGAGCGUAGGCCGGCUCGACGAGGCGGAGGACACGCUACGGGCAAUGGAACUGGCGACGUCGGAAGCGUCGAGUGAUGCAGAGAGCGAAGGCAACGAGGAGAGCGAUCAAAUCGGUGCGGACAUCUGUCUGGAAGACCUGUCCGACUUGGAGGCUGAGGAGAACGUUACAACGAACGCAAUUCGCCAGAGAAAGAGGGAAAAGAGAGCGCCCGCGAUCAAGAGGAACGAGAAGGGCGAGACGCAGCUACAUGUGGCGUGCAUCGACGGCGACAUUGGUGCCGUCGAGAGACUUUUGUCGUCCGGUCACCCCGCGAAUGUUAGAGACCACUGCGGCUGGUCGCCACUUCACGAAGCUGCGAAUCACGGUCACGUGGAGGUCGCGGAAGCGCUGCUGAAACACGGCGCCAACGUCGACGACCCGGGCGGCGCGUCCUGCAAAGGUAUCACGCCGCUUCACGACGCCGCGUCCUGCGGACACUUCUCCGUCAUGCAGUUGUUGAUGCAGCACGGCGCGAACCUCACGCUCAAGACCCACGACGGCGACACCGUGUUGGACUGCUUGGGGGACUGGAGGAGUCGCGUGACUUAUCUGAGUCCCGAGGACCUGGUUGAGUAUGAGACAAUGCGCAACAAGCUCUCUGCUGUGAUCACCAACUCUAAAAGGAAGAAAAGGAAACCUGAGAAUGUCCAGACAUUGGACCGGCAGUCCACGAAGCCCGAGGUCCAGAAAAUAUCCGCUGGUGAGGAUUACAAAAGAACGAUAGCCAGUCUGAGGACUUUCAACAAGACCAACAAGGUCAACGUGUCCGGUAAAAGCAGCGACGAUGUGGUCAGCACACCUCUUGUCAACGAAGAACAGGUUCUCGUCGACGAUUGGCUCGAGGACGAUAUAACAGUCGAGAGCAUAGCGAGGAGAAGAUCUACUUCGAGCAGGCACGUCGCUACAAGCAAGAGAAAAUUCUCUAAUGAUAAUAUAGAAGGUACUUCGAAAAGACGGAAAAGAUUGAACAGCAUCGUCGAGAGCGAGGAGGAUCUCGGCGAUAUGAGCGAGGACAGUAGCGACAGCACCGUCGCUGAAGUAAUCAAAGUGCUCGAGGAACCCAAAAGGGCUGAGAGAAAACGACAGGUGUCCUUGUUGUCGAACGGCUUCACCGUAUCUCGCUCACCGUCCCCGAUACACGACUUGCAAUCGCCCUUGCACACUUCAAUGAGUUCGAGACGGUACAGCAAAGAACAAAUAAAUCUGUGUGUGCUUGUGAGAGACAAGAUGUUCGAUCUAAAGGUAGAUGUUUGCGAAAACGAGGGCGAUUUCUUGAUAUGCAUCGUGAACGCGAUCGAGCGUGUGUUCUUCACCGAGACCGGCUGCACGGCGAAGUUGAUGUUGCAGCCGUUAAAUGGCAGCGUCGCGACGAAGGAGAGUAUCUUGAACGUCGCGAGGAAGAACGAUGCGGCUAACAGGUUGGAGUGUGAGGUAGUCGAGUUGCAGGUUCCACCCAUCGUCGAGCGAUACAAGACUAUAUGUUGCACUCACAAUGUGACUCCCCGCGAGAUUAUGCUGAAGUGUUUGAGAUCCUGCGAAAAUACAUCUUUGUUUCGUGUGAAACCUGACGAUAUGGAUGAGGAGCUAUUGCUCGCGCCAUUGUUGAAAACUUUGGAAUACCAAAAGAACAUUAAAUUGUUGCAGUUGUCGGGCAUUGUUCUGUCGACAGCGGGAAUACAUCUGCGACAGUGUCUCGCGAAUCUCUCUUCUUUGCAGGAACUCUACUUAAGUGGCUGUAACAUCGAUUUUGCUUGUUUGCGCGAGAUAAUCACGUUGCCGUCUCAAUUACGGGUCUUGGACUUGAGUUACAAUCCGCUGAGCGCGGGGAGUUGUGAAACGCUGCAAAAACUGAUUUCACCUCUCAGGUACUUGCAAACUCUCAAUUUACGCUACUGCGAACUGGAGGAGUUUUGUCUUCCGCUUGACAAUCCUAAUCUGACGAGUUGCGAUAUUUCCUGGAAUAAAUUGAGUCGCGAUUCGGUGACUUCUUUCCUGAGCAAACAACUGUUUGAGUUGAACUUAUCUAAUACUUUGUCUUCUUCUAGCCGAUUUACUUCUAGUCUAGACACAUUGAACACUGUUCUGUCGCCGAGUUUAGAGUCACUGGAACUUUCAUUCUGUGACAUAACAGACACCGAUAUAAAGAAUAUUUUAGCACGGCUACCUAGAUUGUUGAAACUGGUAUUAAGCGGGAACAAAAACAUAACUGUGUCAUCUGUAAAUAUGUUAUUGAGUCGUAUUCCCACAUUAACUUACAUCGACGUUAGUGGUUGUAACAGUAUUGUAAGUAGUCCAGAGGUAGGAUUAGUUAUAGAAAAUCCUGAAAUUUGUACAUUACUUGCUAGUGUAGAACCCAACUUGUGUGAUUCUUGGAUUAAACUGUGGCGUGGCACAGGUAUUGUAACAAGACUACCUCAUAACUUAACGAUUUUCAAACCAGUAUGACUUUCUUAAAAACUUGUAAAAAAUUCUCAAAGUUUAACUUACUUUUGAUACACAGAAAAUAUUUUGAAUCAUAUAAAUAAUAUAUAUAAUUUGUACUAUCCCCCUCAAGUGCAAAAAAUAAAUUUCACAUUACAAGA